GAUUGAUGAUUAUUAUCAAGAGUAAAUCAAGCAAAACAAUUCGCAGUAAAUGGAUAUAAGGCAGUGGAAUCAUUUCAUAUCAAGAAAAAGAUAGAACACAUGGAAUGACACGUAAUACACAUGUGGCGCCUAAUCAUUUUGAGGAAAAGAUGACACAUAACAAUUCCAUGUUGUCCCUUUGAGUUUUAAUUAUAGGUAAUUAAUUAAUUAUAGAUUGUUAAAGUACUUUGCAUGGGCUGCCACAUUUUCUUGAUUCUGUUUAUAUACUACACGUCUAGACCAAAGAAAGCACAUAUCUAUUUAACUUAAUACCUAUACUCCUAGUCCAAAAAAAAAAAAAAAAAAAAAAAAAACCUUGCUUAUAUAUACUCCCCGCACACAAACCAUAAACCAUGGCAUAUUGGUCUGAUCUCCCUUCGGAGCUCCUCGAUCUCAUUGCCACCGGCUUUGACACCCCAUUCGACACUUGUCGUUUUCGUUCCGUCUGUUCCACAUGGCGGUCCGCCAUCCCUCAAACACUACCCAUAUUUUUUCCACCUAUAAAAUUCCUUAACUGUGACCUCCGACUCACCAAAUACACAUUUUGCCAUCUUUCUGCCUCCUUUGAUAACGACGAUGGCCCCGGGUGGCUCAUCAAGACCGAGGAGCACAACCCGGGGGCGGUCCAUUUGUUCAACCCUUUCUCUAGGACCCUCAUCAAACAGUUAGCUUCAUAUCUUCCUAGGAAGUUGGAUCUAACCAACAUUAAAAUCAAGGAUUUGGGUUGUGAGUAUGUCUUACGUAACGUUAGUAAUCCUAGUACAAAAAAUAUGGAUUACUACAACAUGGAGCAACAAAAGGUAGCUUUUACCUUCCUUAAUAAUUCUAAUAAUGUUAAUGAUGAUUAUGUUAUUUUGUGUACACAUAACACGGGUAAGCUACUCAUGUACCAGUCCAAAAUCAAAUCAUGGACGUUUUUGGAUGAUUACACUUUAGGUUAUGAUGAUCGAAGCAUAUUUGUUAAUGAUUGGUCGUUAAAUUACGUUGAUGUAGUAGAGUUCGAUGGUACAUUUUAUGCUAUUACCAACUCGGGUAGGACUGUAGCCAUUAAAGUUGUUGAUUAUUCCGUUACAGUAACAUUGGUAAAUAUUGCUAUUAUUGGUGGCGAUAAAAAAUGUCUAGUAAAAGUAUCUAAUGAUCUAUUAUUGAUAGACCUGUAUACCGAUAUUACUCCUAAAAUAAUAAAGGUACACGGGAUUGAGAUUUUCAAGCUCGAUAAGGAUAAACAAAAGUGGAAUUUGGUUAAGAAUUUAGAAGGGCAUGCAAUUUUUAUGAGCAACCAUUCUUCAUUUCCCGCUAUUGGUUUAAAAGGGUGCAAAGGUAAUUGCAUAUACUUUCAUUUUAAGAACUUAGACAAUAAGGAUUCAUGUUAUUCGGAGAUUAAAGUGGGAGAUUUGGAUAAAAUGGAUGAUUUUGAGUGGAAAAGUGAUGAAGUUGGUGUUUUUGAUUUUGAAAAAGGAAUUUUUGGAUUGUUGGAAGAAUAUUUGGAUGAUUCUCAGCUACUUUCUUGGCCUCCACCAAGCUGGGUUACUUUGGCUCGUGUGACAUGAAGUCAUUAAUUUACGUUAUUUAGAGUUUUUUACAUGGACUUCGAUGCAGAGCUAAGGUAGAUGUAUUCACUAAUAAUU
Chenopodium quinoa (quinoa) is the source of this 1667-nucleotide messenger RNA. RefSeq names its product F-box protein SKIP23-like. Gene Ontology annotation, molecular function: protein binding. The transcript has a single exon. The record is from RefSeq and is a predicted model, not a curated record. Bases 393 to 1589 code for a protein of 398 amino acids. NCBI's taxonomy places the organism in Eukaryota, Viridiplantae, Streptophyta, Magnoliopsida, Caryophyllales, Amaranthaceae.